This is a messenger RNA of Condylura cristata (star-nosed mole), 8351 nucleotides long. RefSeq names its product TATA element modulatory factor 1 (gene TMF1). The transcript is spliced from 17 exons. The record is from RefSeq and is a predicted model, not a curated record. Gene Ontology annotation, cellular component: endoplasmic reticulum; Golgi apparatus. NCBI's taxonomy places the organism in Eukaryota, Metazoa, Chordata, Mammalia, Eulipotyphla, Talpidae. The coding region runs from base 287 to 3565 and encodes 1092 amino acids.
CCUGUUCCGUCUGUGAACGGAACUCGACUCAGAUUUGGUAGUUGUGUACGUGGAAGUAGCCAACGCAUGCGUAAUCCGACCGAGCUCUAGGUCUGAGGAGGAGGGCUGAGAGAACCAUCCCGAGCUCGGCGGAGACUGUCGGGGUCAUGGUCACCCGUUGACAGUGCCCUCCGAGUGGAGAAGGAGGCGAGGUCGUCCCGUUGCACCAUCCCUGGGCCUGAGGCCAGUCGACCCGGCCCUCGGCCUUCCGCUUAGUGCUCCCGCCACUGCCGGCAAAGGAGGGGAGAUGAGUUGGUUCAACGCCUCCCAGCUCUCCAGCUUUGCUAAGCAGGCCCUCUCCCAGGCCCAGAAGUCCAUUGACAGGGUUCUGGACAUCCAGGAAGAGGAGCCUAGCGCCUGGGCUGAGACCAUUCCAUUCGGAGAAACAGGAAUAAGUGCCCCUGUCAGUGGAGGAUGGGAUACUUCAAGCUGGGGAUUAAAAUCAAACAGUGAACCCCAGAGUCAACCAGUAGCUUCUCCUAAAGCAAUUACAAAGCCAGUUCAGAGAACUGUGGUAGAUGAAUCUGAAAAUUUCUUCAGUGCCUUUCUCUCCCCAACGGAUGUCCAAAACACUCAGAAGAGUCCAGUGGUAUCAAAACCACCAGCUAAAUCACAACGGCCAGAAGAAGAAGUAAAAGGCACUUUACAGGACUCCUUACACACUGGACUGUCAAGAACAACUGAAACAACAGAAUCAAAGGUCAAAGACUCUUCAUGUGCAUCUGAAGAAACUCUGGGAGUAGAGACUCCAUCAUCAAAGAUUGAAAGCAACAGUGAAGAAAUUGCAAAUAAAGAAUCUGAUCUGAAGGUAUCAACUGUAAGUUUGAAAGUAUCUGAAAAUGUAAUUGAUGAAAAAACAACCAGAGGACAUGUACCUAAUAUGUCUACACAGUCUCUUACUGUAGAAGCAAAGGACGUGGCUUUGGAACCUAAGGAACAAAAACAUGAAGACAGACAGAGCAACACACCCUCUCCUCCUGUUAGUACCUUCUCUUCAGGUACUUCUACCACCAGUGAUAUUGAAGUUUUAGAUCAUGAAAGCGUAAUAAGUGAGAGCUCAGCAAGUUCAAGACAAGAGACUACAGAUACAAAAUCAAGUCUUCACUUAAUGCAGACAUCUUUUCAACUUCUCUCAGCCUCUGCUUGUCCUGAAUAUAAUCGUUUAGAUGAUUUCCAAAAACUCACUGAGAGUUGCUGUUCAUCAGAUGCUUUUGAAAGAAUAGACUCAUUUAGUGUACAGUCAUUAGAUAGCCGUAGUGUAAGUGAAAUCAAUUCAGAUGAUGAAUUGCCAGGCAAAGGAUAUGCUUCAGUACCUAUUAUAGUUAAUGCUUCAACUCCAAAGGCUAAAAUCAUUGAAUCUGUUGAAGGAAAAUCUGAAGAAGUAAAUGAAACAUUAAUUAUACCCACUGAGGAAACAGAAAUGGAAGAAAGUGGGAGAAGUGCCACUCCUGUUAACUGUGAGCAGCCGGAUAUCUUGGUUUCUUCUCCACCAAUAAAUGAAGGACAUACUGUGUUAGAAAAAGAGGUUGAGCAAUGUGAAGCUGCUGAAAGUCAGCCAGCAGUACUUUCUGAGAAGGAAGACGUUUCUAAGACUGUUGAAUUUCUGAAUGAGAAGCUAGAUAAAAGGGAAGCUCAGUUACUAUCUCUUAGUAAAGAAAAAGCACUGCUAGAAGAAGCUUAUGAUAAUCUGAAAGAUGAAAUGUUCAGAGUGAAAGAAGAAAGCAGCAGCAUUUCUUCCUUGAAAGAUGAAUUUACUCAAAGAAUUGCAGAAGCAGAAAAGAAAGUUCAGCUAGCCUGCAAAGAAAGAGAUGCUGCUAAAAAGGAAAUCAAAAAUAUAAAAGAAGAACUUGCUACUAGACUAAACAGUAGUGAAACUGCUGACCUUUUGAAAGAGAAGGAUGAGCAGAUCCAAGGAUUAAUGGAAGAAGGAGAAAAACUUUCAAAACAGCAGCUGCAUAAUUCUAACACCAUUAAGAAAUUAAGAGCUAAAGACAAAGAAAAUGAUAAUAUUAUUGCAAAACUGCACAAAAAAGUAAAAGAGCUAGAAGAGGAGUUGCAGCAUUUAAAACAGGUUCUUGAUGGCAAAGAAGAGGUGGAGAAACAACAUAGAGAAAACAUUAAAAAACUAAAUUCUGUGGUAGAACGCCAAGAGAAAGAUCUUGGCCGACUUCAAGUAGACAUGGAUGAACUUGAAGAAAAGAACCGAAGUGUUCAAGCAGCUCUUGAUAGUGCAUACAAAGAACUUACUGAUCUCCACAAAGCCAAUGCUGCCAAGGAUAGUGAAGUACAGGAAGCUGCUCUAAGUCGUGAAAUGAAAGCUAAAGAAGAACUUUCUGCAGCAUUAGAAAAGGCCCAAGAAGAAGCCCGUCAGCAGCAAGAAACAUUAGCAAUUCAAGUGGGUGACCUUCGACUGGCACUGCAGCGUGCAGAGCAAACAGCUGCCAGGAAAGAGGAUUAUUUACGCCAUGAGAUCAGUGAACUCCAGCAGAGACUCCAGGAAGCAGAGAAUCGAAACCAAGAACUGAGUCAAAAUGUUUCAUCAACAACAAGACCAUUGCUUCGACAAAUAGAAAACUUGCAAGCAACUCUAGGCUCACAGACAUCAUCAUGGGAAAAGUUAGAGAAGAAUCUUUCUGAUCGGCUUGGUGAAUCCCAGACUUUGUUGGCAGCAGCAGUUGAGAGAGAACGUGCAGCUACAGAAGAGCUGCUUGCCAACAAAAUUCAAAUGUCUUCCAUGGAGUCACAGAAUUCUCUUUUAAGACAGGAUAACAGUAGAUUUCAGGCCCAACUAGAAGCAGAGAAAAAUAGGCUAAGAAAACUAGAGGAUGAAAAUAAUAGGUACCAGGUUGAAUUAGAAAAUCUAAGAGAUGAAUAUGCAAGAACACUUGAAGAGACAAGGAAAGAAAAGAUACUGUUGAAUAGUCAGUUAGAAAUGGAGAAAAUGAAAGUUGAACAAGAAAGGAAGAAGGCAGUUUUUACACAAGAAGCAAUAAAAGAAAAGGAACGGAAGCCAUUUUCUGUUUCUAGCACUCCCACAAUGUCCCGCUCAAGUUCAAUAAGUGGAGUUGACAUGGCAGGGUUACAAACAUCUUUUGUGUCUCAGGAUGAACCUCAUGAUCACUCAUUUGGAUCAAUGUCUCUAUCAGCAAAUGGCAGCAAUCUGUAUGAGGCUGUAAGGAUGGGAGCAGGAUCAAGCAUUAUUGAAAAUCUGCAGUCUCAGCUAAAGCUAAAGGAAGGCGAAAUUACUCAUUUACAGCUAGAAAUUAGCAAUCUAGAAAAAACUCGCUCAAUAAUGGCUGAAGAACUUGUUAAAUUAACAAAUCAAAAUGAUGAACUUGAAGAGAAAGUAAGAGAGAUACCCAAACUCCGAACUCAGCUAAGAGAUUUGGAUCAAAGGUACAACACUAUUCUGCAGAUGUAUGGAGAAAAAGCAGAAGAGGCAGAAGAACUUCGAUUAGAUCUUGAGGAUGUAAAGAAUAUGUAUAAGACGCAAAUAGAUGAACUUUUAAGACAAAGGCUCAGUUAAGCUUCUGGAAAUUACAUUCCAUCAACCUGAAUGUAAACAUUUACUAUCUACAUGUAGACUUCCAAUAAAUUCUUUUAUAGAAUUAGAAAAUAGAAUUUACUGUAGAAUACAACAAUUGAAGAAAAAAAAUUUUAUAGUAUAUAGUAAUAUUUGCAGUUAAAUUAUUUUGUGCAAUAUUUCAAUUUUAUUUUUAGAAACUAUUCUUUAAAGAUUUAUUUUUUGAAGUAUUUGUUUUUGGUUUUUGUCUUCAAUAGCACAGAGAUUUAUUACUUUAUCCUGUUAUCAGUAUAGUUAGGGAUGGAGAAUGGUGUUCAUAUAUGUAUUGUAGAUAUAUAACUAAUUGUAUCUAUAAUUUAUAUGUGUUUGUAUAUAUUGAAAACAUUUAACAAGUGAUAUUAACAUAUUAAAACUUUGAAAUCUUUCACUUAAGUCUUCAUAAUAUCUAGUUAAUAGUCAUUUAAAUUAAUGUUAAAUGUCCAACUAAAAAAUUAUUAAACCUGUGAUAAAUUUUAAACUAUUUUUUUUAAGUAGAAGUUACACUGAUAGUAUCUAAAAUUUAAAGGAUGAAUAAUUUGAACUUUAAUUUUUGUGGUCUAAAAAUUUGUUUCACCCAGGUUCCACAGUGGAGCCCAAUUUGUUAUCUAUCUUGAGAAAGCUGUAGCUAUUAGAAGUUAUUAGGGAGACUUGGGUAAUGGAAAAAAUCUAUUUAAAAUGAUUUUGUGAUGCUGUCAGUAACAUUUAACUGACUUUUACUCUUCUAUAAGAUCAAUUAAAGUAAUAAAGUUAUUAACAUAGCUUUGUCUUUAAUUGUUGACAUUUUGUAAAGUCUUAUUUUGGGCACAUUAAAAAUGAAUGUUUGAUAUUAUAGCAUAUUCAUAACAAGGAAGAAAUUUUAGGGGUUAAAUUAAGUUUGUCUUUUUUGGUGAUUCUAUAUAACGUGUCAAUUUUUCCUUGCACCAUGACACAUAACAAUAAUAUGAAAUAGUUUUAAAAAUGGCUAUUUCUUUUUCCAAAUAUUAUUUUGUUCAAAAGUUAUUUAGACAGACUGUUUGGACAUGAGAACUAUUUUGAUAUAUUUAAUUCUGAAUGCCAUUAAGCUGCCUUUACUUGCAAAUAAAAAGUCUGAUUUUUUUUUUUUUUUUUCAUUUUAAAUGUUAGGAUUUAAGAGCAUAGCCUCAUGUAAGCCAUGUUGAAGAAUUUGGAAUGCUUUUCAGGGCUAUUCAAGUGACCUCAUUUUUGGUUCGGUUAUUUUUGUUUGGGUUUUUUCAGAUAGUGUUUCUGUCAUUGGAUCUCUGAUUUGUAGCUUUAAUAAAUAUUCUUCCAAAUGAGUCAAAUGAAUAUAAUUAAUUUUCUAUAUUAUAGUGGCAAAAUGCAGACUAAAGGCUUUUUUUUAUCUUUUUAAUAUUCAGGGGCCAACAGGGAAUGAUAAGACUAAUAGCAAUAAGAAAUGUAUAGAAUUAGAAAAUGUUGCAAAAUUCUAUCAGUCGUUUGAAAAUAGAAAUUUAGAAAUAAUAAAAUUGUUCUUUUAGAUAUUCAUCAAUGAGGAAAAGAACCCCUUCCUUCAGUUGUGGAAAAAGAUUGAAUAAAACUCCUAUACUUUGUUUUAUAGCAUUAGACAUUCUCUUUUCUUAAUCCUUAUUAGCAUUAAAUAAAAUCAGUUCCAAGUUUAAAUGUUAGUGUUUUCAAUUUAUUUAAUUUAAAAAUGGUAAGCAUCUAUUCAAGUCUUUGUGUUGCACCAUAUGUUAUCCUUUAUUCACAGAUUAAUAAUUGAUUUUCACAUGAUCUUAAUUUGAUUAUUUUGGACUUACAACUCUCAGUACAUUUAUAAAGUUUAUUUCUUGUUAAGUAAAUAUGCUAAAUUAGUUUUUGAGAAAAUCCACAAUGUGGCAGACUAUUUAGAAAAUAGCCACAAGAAAAAAAAGUGAUAUUUUAUCCUUUAACAACUAUUUGCUUAGUAUCCAUACAUUAUGUUCCAGUAUAUCAAAAUGUAUCAUUUUAAAAAGUAAUAUAGCUUCCCCUAUUUAAACUAUACAACUUAAAUUUUGUAUUUUGUAAAGGGCUAAAAGUAUGAUUUAAACAAUAGACUAAUAUUUUAAUUCUCAGUGAAAGAUAAUAUAAAUUAUAAGGAUAGACCUGACUUAAGAUUUUAAAGAAGUAAGACCAUUUCAUUUUAACAUAAUUUAGAGUCAUCAGUAACAAUGCAGAUAAUCUUUUGAAGAUUAUAAAAUAUUGUCUUUUAUACUCUGAAAUUCACAUUUAAAAAAAAUGAGGAUAAACCCAGAUUUUCUGGAUUAUGAAAUUAAAGAAGUAGUAUUAGUUAUAGGCAAAAGUUUUUCCAAGAAAAAUUUUUGGAAAACAACUCUAAGAAUUUACUUAUUGUAAUGACUGGAAGGACGAUGUGUCUUUUAAGAAUCUUAAAUAGUUUAAAGAUAUUUUUCUAAAAGUCUUACCACAUUCCUGUAUUCAAGUAAUAACAUAAAAUAAAUUAUCCUCUAAACCUGAAUUCAUAUUGCUGUAUUAUUGAACUUCACAGUUUGAUCCUUUAAAGUAAUUUUAAGCUAUCACCUUUAUAUAUACCCAUUUUACCACAAUUGUGAAUGCAGAAAUCUAAUACUGGAUGCUGUUCCAGAAUUGUUACCUACACUGCCCAGUUCCAAGUGAGCUAAAUUUAAUAUUCGGUAUCCUCAUAAAAAUACUCAACAAGUAAAUGGGUCAUUUUGUAUUCAACUCUUUUCUUGCUUUUACAGGCAGUAGGGGUACAACAUUGUGUAUAAAGGUGUUCCUUUCAGUUUUGCACAAUGCCUUACCCGUAUGUCUCUGGAAAGUACUACCUUAGCUUUUAAAAAUACACAUUGUUCAAAAAUCUGUGAAUAUGUUGAUAGUUGUUUACUUUGGCCCAGGCACUGUAUAAGGAAUUCUAAUAAUAGGAUCAUAAUCCUUUAAUGACUGUUCUGAAAUAUAUAUGGAAAGAUCUGAAACUCAGUGUGUUUUUUCAGUUUGCUGUCAAAUGUGCUUUGCUGGUAAAGCCUGACCUGCACUGACAUGGAGUGCUUUAUAGUCUUUAUCUCAGUGAGUUCAUACUCAUUUAGUACAUAAAUGUACACAUACAUUUACUGCAGAAAUAUGUGAGAUUAGGGGGUGCUAACCCAGGCUACAAUGAGGGUGUUAGAUAAUGAAUGGUGUGUGUACCGCUGUAUAAAAAAAUUAAGAACACUUAAAGCCCAGGGAUUUUGGAAAAUGGAUUAUGUAUAUAUGUGCAGAAAUAUGAACAUACUAUCUUCAGUCAACCUCAACAUUGAUACCACUAUUGUCUUUAUUUUUCAAAUGAAGGAAAUGUUAAGUAACUUUGUCAAGGUUAUACAGCAAGUUAGCGAAAAAGCUGAAAUUAUGAUUUGAGCAGAUUGGAACCAAAGCCCCAGUUCUGAAUCAUUAGAUAUGGUUCGCCUGUGAAAUCAUAAGCAUAUAGAUCAAGUAGCAUAAAUUUUUACUCAAAACCUUAUCAGUUUAAAACCUCAAUACUUUUGGAUUAUGUUUUAAGGGGUUGGAUUAUCAAUAUAUGUAUAUAUCCUCUUUUCUAAAUAAUUGAUAGCAUAUUACAGAGAAGUAGUACUACAUAUUCUUGUUAGUUCAUCAUUUUGUUGACAAUGAGCUAUCCAAAAUGUCAGUGUAUGAAAACAAACUUAAAACACAUUUAGAAAACUUGUAAUACAAUGUAAAAAUUACAAAUUUAAAAGGGAAUAGAUCAUUAAUUCCUAUAUGCUCGUUAGCAUAGUCCCUUUUAACAGUGUCCAACAGUUCAUGGUUGAUUCUAUGUUACUUGCGAUGCACACUGAUUAUUUUGAAGCAAAUUUCAAACAUGGUUUGACUGCCAUUUAAAUAUGGAAUGUUUCUGCAGAAAGUAACCAGUUAUUUGCUUACAUCAUAAUUCAUACAGGAAAGAAUAAGUGUGUGUUCUUUUUUGUCAAGUUUUCACACGUUUGUUUCUUUUGUCAUCAGAGAGAGACAGUUUUUUUUGACUUUUGUAUUUGGUUGAUUAGUUGAGCCUUUUGAAUAUAUCUACAUGCAUUUUAUGUUUCAAUCUGUAACAGUUCCUUUUAUGGAUGACUUAAAUUAUCCAAGCCUGUCCUGAAGAAGUCUUUCCAAGUUGGUUCUGAGUCCUGAGAUGACCCUUCUAACCUUUGCUUCCUUGCUUGCUUCUGUAAGAUAGCCCCCAUUCAUCUUGUACAUUUCCUUACACAUUUUAUUCAUUUUCUCUCAGAAUCCAUGAUUAUCCCUCCUCCUAUAGAGGCUGUGUUCCUUUUAGUGAGAACUAGUUUGUAAAGACCACAGUCUGGGCACAAGAUGUGUUUCUCACUAUAGAGUUGGUUAUUUCUAGGCCUUUUCAGUGGGUGAUGGAGAAGAGAGAUGUUUUUAAAGAUAUAGCAUAUUGUUAAUUCGUAUUGCUACCUCCAACUCAGAUUCAGAACUACAAGAUUUUUAUAUGAUCUCAUCAGGCAUCUCUACACAUGUCAAAAAUUUCAACUUAAAAAAAUUUAGUUUCAAAGAUAACUUCUUUAUUUGAUAUAUCCCAACCAAUUUGACUACCGAGACAGCUUUGUCAUUCUGUUGGUCCUAGAGUUACAUCCUGGUGGGUUGAUUAUUAUGUUUCAAAAUCAUGUUUCAGUGUCACUUGGGAUUUUUCUUUUGUAUAUGCAUUUAGAUGGAUUUCAUGUCAUUUUAUUUCAAUGCUGACAUUAUCUUUUAAGACUAGUUUUAUUUAAUAAUGUAAAAUACAUUAAAGUAAUUA